AUGUUUCAGAUCACAACCGAGGAAGCGAAGGACCACCCGAAUGUUGUAUCAGGUAUAUUCUCAUUGAACUCGAUGCCUACGUAUGUGUUAUUUGAUACCGGUGCCAGUAGAUCGUUUGUAUCAAGUGAAUUAGUGUCACACCCCUCCUUUAGAAUCGAAAGACUGCGUGUACCAUUAGAAGUAGAAAUAGCCGAUAGUAAGAGUUACUUGUUGCACGAAGUUUGUAGAGAUUGUGAAAUAAUCAUUGAAGACGAGAAGUUUGCUAUUGACCUUAUUCCCAUGAUAUUGGGGGAAUUUAAGGUUAUAGUUGGCAUGGAUUGGCUAGCUAAACAUCAGGCCGAAAUUCAAUGUGAGAAGAAGGUAAUUCAUGUGUUAACCUCGGAAGGAAAACGAGUAAGCAUACAAGGGGAAAGGAAUAUCAAUUCUAAGCUUUGUUCUAUAGUCCAAGCAUACAAAUACGUACGAAAUGGAAGCAAGGCAUUUCUAACUUACGUGGUGGAUACUAAGCAGAAUACCCCUAAGAUAGAAGAGGUUGAAGUUGUGAAUGAGUUUCUUGAUGUUUUUCCGGAAGAUUUACCGGGGCUUCCACCAGAACGCGAAGUGGAUUUCAAGAUCGAAUUAUACCCUAACGCCAAACCCGUAGCCAAGGCCCCUUAUAGGCUGGCCCCAACAGAAAUGCGGGAGCUAAUGGUACAAAUACAAGAAUUGCUCGACAAGGGAUUUAUACGCCCGAACCCGUCAAAGGUGGAAGCCGUUAUGAAAUGGGUACCUCCCAAGAACCCAAGUGAAGUAAGAAGCUUUUUGGGUUUAGCAGGCUAUUAUAGGAGGUUUAUCCAAGACUUUUCUAAAUUGGCCUUGCCGUUGACCAAGUUAACCAAGAAGGAUGAGAAGUUUUCAUGGGGUGCAUAUCAAGAAAGGGCAUUUCAAACCUUGAAAGAAAAGCUGUCGAGUUCCCCGGUACUAACUCUACCAGAUGGAACGGAAGACUUGGUGGUGUUUACGGAUGCGUCACACCAAGGGCUGGGAUGUGUUUUGAUGCAAAGGGGUAGAGUCAUUGCCUAUGCUUCUAGGCAAUUGAAGACACACGAAAGUAAUUACCCAACCCAUGAUUUGGAGUUAGCUGCAGUAGUAUUUGCUUUGAAGAUAUGGAGGCACUAUCUUUACGGCACGAAAAGCGUAAAGGCAGAACAUCAGAAACCAUAUGGGAAGUUGCAACCGUUAGAGAUUCCGGUAUGGAAAUGGGAAGAAUUGACGAUGGACCUAGUGACCAAGCUUCCUAAGACAAGGAAAGGUCACGAUGCUAUAUGGGUGAUCGUAGAUCGCCUCACCAAGAGUGCGCAUUUCUUACCCAUUCGGGAAGCCUUCUCCUCCGAAAAGAUGGCGGAGAUCUAUGUUAACGAGAUAAUAUCACGACACGGAGUUCCUGUAUCUAUUGUGUCGGAUCGAGAUACCCGAUUCACAUCUCGAUAUUGGCAAGGUUUUCAUGAAAGUAUGGGUACAAAAUUACAUUUCAGUACCGCUUACCACCCCCAAACGGAUGGUCAGUCCGAGCGGACUAUUCAAACACUUAUCGACAUGCUGCGAGCAUGUGUGAUAGACUUCGGGGGAAGCUGGGAUGACCACUUGCCGUUGGUGGAAUUUUCAUACAACAACAGCUACCACAACGGCAUUCGAAUGGCACCGUAUGAAUUGUUGUAUGGAAGAAAGUGUAGAACUCCAAUUUGUUGGGGAGAGGUGGGACAGAGAGAAAUUGCACCCAACGAGGUGGUGGUUAAAACUAACGAGAAGAUCGAUCUUGUGCGAGCCCGUUUGAAAGCGGCUCAAGAUCGACAAAAGGCCUAUGCAGAUCAAAGGAGGCGACCCAUCGAAUUUCAAGUAGGUGAUUAUGUGUUAUUAAAGGUUUCCCCAUGGAAAGUUAUAAUCCUUUUCCGUAAGCGAGGAAAGCUAGGUCCUCGCUACAUAGGACCUUUCAAGAUUUUAGCCCGGGUUGGGGAGGUAGCAUAUCAGUUGGAGUUACCGCCAACUUUGGAUGGAAUACAUGACACAUUCCAUGUAUCACAAUUGAGAAAGUGUUUAGCGGAUGAGACGGCAUAUGUGCCCCUUGACGAUAUUGAGCUGGAUGAAAAAUUGAAUUAUAUCGAGAAGCCGAUAGCUAUCAAGGAUUCUAAGGUAACGCACCUUCGGAACAAAACUAUAAAGCAAGUCUUGGUGCAAUGGCAACAUCGGAAAGGAUCGGAUCUUACAUGGGAGUUAGAGGAUGAAAUGAGGAAGCUCUACCCGACAUUAUUUGUUCAACAAGAAUGA
This is a messenger RNA of Helianthus annuus (common sunflower), 2304 nucleotides long. RefSeq lists its product as uncharacterized. Gene Ontology annotation, molecular function: nucleic acid binding; aspartic-type endopeptidase activity. The transcript has 4 exons. The coding region runs from base 1 to 2304 and encodes 767 amino acids. The record is from RefSeq and is a predicted model, not a curated record. NCBI's taxonomy places the organism in Eukaryota, Viridiplantae, Streptophyta, Magnoliopsida, Asterales, Asteraceae. Gene Ontology annotation, biological process: proteolysis; DNA integration.